UCCUGCAAAAGCAAAGCUGCAGUCCAUUGACAGACCUGAGAUAGCUGCUAAGCGUGGUACGAACCCAAAAGAAAGAAAAGCCAUUUGCUACAGUUUUGAUGUCAAAAAAGCCUUGAGCUUUACCUCUCCAAGAAACAACAGUGCCUCUCUCUCUCUCUCUCUCCCCAAUCCGAAACCACCCCACCCUUGCCCUCUUCUUCAACAAUGAGACGCUUCUCUUGAAGUCGAGACAGAACAGAAAAGACCCCCUAGAAUAAAUUUCAGGAAGAAAAGGAAAAGCUUUGAAGUCUGAAGAGAGAGAGAAGCCGAAAAUGAAGGUCAAGAAGAAAGGUGCUGUGUACCCUCCUCUAUCCUCACCAUCCUCUCCAGUUUGUUAUAGAGAUCCUAACUCUGUGUUGAAGCUUCUCCCGGUAGCAAUUCUAACUCUAGCGCUACCUCUCCCACCACAAGACCAAGAAGUCUUGGCUUACAUGAUAACCAGGUCCAUUAUUUCCACCACAAACCCAUCUACCUUCAACCAUCAAUCCAAGAACAAGUGCAAGAAAGGAAAAGCCCCUCUUUUUCAAUGUGGGUGCUUCGAUUGUUACACCAGGUUUUGGCACAGAUGGGAUUCUUCACCCAACAGGGACCUAAUUCAUCAAGUCAUUGAAGCCUUUGAGGACCAUUUGCUCCAAAAUGAGGUCUCCAAGAAACACAAUAAAGCAGCCAGGAAGAAAGAUAAGGAAAUCUAUGAAUCCAAUGUAGUAUCUGUUAAUGCAUUGCAUAGAGAGCAGUCCCAAGAUAGUGAAAUAUCGAUGGUUGAAAAUGAGGCCUUGGCGGAGGCUGAAAAUGGGGGUGGGCGGGGUGGCCCUGAACAUGAAGGAGAAGGGAAUGUGGAUGAUGAGGUGACUGGAAACCUGGAAAUGGAGGUGGUGACUGUAGCAACUGGGGCUAGCCACAAGGGUUUGGCCAGGAAGGUUUUACCGGACGUGGUGGGCUUAUUCAACUCUCGUUUGUGGAGCCUCUGGGGUCCGAGUAUCUAGGAGCUAAUUUUUCAUGUAUUUUUUUCGUUUCCUCGAGAAAAACUUGCCUCGUUCCAGCUGUUUCAAUUAAAGUUUUUGUUUUGUUUUAGUGGGGAGCCAUUUCCGGUUGGCACAUUGAAAAAUUUUUCUGGGGGAUACGGAUUUCGCUCUGUUGCCAGUCAAAUUAGUUGCAUAGUUUAAGGUGCUAAAGUGCUAAAAGUUAGUGGGCUUAGGUGACCACAUUGUAGCUUACAUGGACUAAUCAUUCCUCAUCAUCAAC
Molecule: messenger RNA, 1281 nt
Organism: Theobroma umbraticum
Lineage: Eukaryota; Viridiplantae; Streptophyta; Magnoliopsida; Malvales; Malvaceae
Source: RefSeq, a predicted model, not a curated record